AUGGCAACACGUUUAGCUUUCUGUUUUGUAAUGCUUAAGAUUGUAAUUGCAUUUGCAGAGACACCAUCCACCUUGAAUGAAACAUGCGCAGGGGACAUUGGCUUUGUUCUGCAAUUUAACAUUUACCAAGAAAGCUGCCCGGAGGCUGAAGCUAUCAUCUUCUCUUGGGUUGAAACUGCAAUCUCUCAGGACCCAAGAAUGGCAGCUUCCCUACUUCGUCUUCAUUUCCAUGAUUGCUUUGUUAAUGGUUGUGACGCUUCAGUUUUGCUGGAUGAUAGUGGAAAUUUUGUGGGUGAAAAAACAGCACCACCCAACUUGAAUUCGUUGAGAGGAUUUGAAGUCAUCGAUGGAAUUAAAGCAGAACUAGAAUCUGUUUGUCCUCAAACAGUGUCUUGUGCUGAUAUUCUUGCCAUUGCAGCUAGAGAUUCUGUCGUUCUGUCAGGAGGACCGAGUUGGGAGGUCCACAUGGGUAGGAAGGACAGCUUGAGUGCUAGCAAAUCAGCAGCCACAAACAAUAUUCCAGCUCCAAAUUCUACUGUGGCUACCCUAGUGACCAGCUUUCAGAAUGUUGGCCUCUCACUCGAUGACAUGGUUGCCCUCUCUGGUGCUCAUACCAUAGGAAAAGCUAGAUGCACAACCUUCAGCUCUCGGCUUCAAGGGACUGCCAACUCCAAUGGCCAUGAUAUUAAUUUGGAUUUCAUUCAAUCGCUGCAGCAGCUGUGUUCAGAACCUGACAGCACCUCAAUUCUAGCACACCUGGACUUGGCGACUCCAGCGACAUUUGACAACCAGUACUACCUUAAUCUACUUUUGGGCGAGGGUUUACUUCCGUCCGACCAGACCCUUGUGACCGAUGAUGACCAAACACGCCUGAUAGUAGAAUCCUACGCAGAGGACCCCUUUUUGUUCUUUGAGGAUUUCAAGAAUUCAAUGUUAAAAAUGGGAAGCUUGGGGCCACUGACUGAGGCUUCUGGGGAGAUCCGCACCAACUGUAGGGCUGUUAAUUAA
Molecule: messenger RNA, 1008 nt
Organism: Manihot esculenta (cassava)
Lineage: Eukaryota; Viridiplantae; Streptophyta; Magnoliopsida; Malpighiales; Euphorbiaceae
Product: peroxidase 40
Exons: 4
Coding region: 1-1008 (335 amino acids)
Biological process (GO): hydrogen peroxide catabolic process; response to oxidative stress
Molecular function (GO): heme binding; peroxidase activity
Source: RefSeq, a predicted model, not a curated record